AUGAGUGAUAAAGUGAAAGUGAUGAAUUGUGUAAAAGAUGCUUUGUUGUCAACAACAAAAGUUGACAUCAACAGACUAUUCACAGGAGCCACAGGAGAAAGUAAUAUUUCCUUUAAAUUGGAAAAUGAAAAUAUCAAUUUUAAUUAUUCGUUGACAAAAAAUGAGAUUUCAACUUUAUUGCGAAUGACAUUAUUUCAUUUAUUACGAUUCAGACAAAAUGGAACAUUAAACGAUGAUAAUAAUUACAACUGUCGGAUGAUUAUAAUUUCUCUUCUUCACAUAUCAAACGAUUUUGAGAAAAAAGAAGUUCUCAAUGAAAGUGUGAAUUGUAUUUUUAAAAAUUCUUCUGUACUCGAAUAUUUUCUUCCCGUUUACAAAAAGAAAAAUACUGUCGACGAAUUGUUUACAGACACAUUUUUAAUAAUAUGUCAAACUCUUUGUAGUUUUAAUCAAGAUUUUCAAAAUAUUGCCACAAUUAAUUUGUAUAAAGAGAAAUUUUUCAAUUUAUUGAAAGCAAGUGUUGAAAAAUGUAAGAAUGGUGGUAAAACAAAAGAAUUGGUGAGGGGAGAAUUUUUUAAAAUUCUUCCAUUUAAUCCGGGGGAAAUUGUUGAUUUAAUUAGUAUGAUUAUGGAAUUGCCUGCAGAGAAAUUUCUCUCAUCAAAUAAAACAUCAAUGUCAACUUGGGGAAUUACGAUUACGAAUUUAAUUGAUUUAGAAGUGGAAAAACAAUCAAUUCCUCUCGAUUUUGGUGUUGUAAAAAAAUUAUUUUCGAUUCUAAGUGUAUUGAAUUCGACAAUUGAUACAAUUACCUGGGAGAAAUGUUUAUGUAGAUAUGUGGAAAAAUUUCCUCACAGUAUUGGAAACAUCGAAAAAGGAUUGUUGUCUUCAUUGCUGUCAAGUAAAAUGAGACCGGAAAUUGUUGAAUUGUUCUCACUGUUUGUCAAACGAAAUGUUGUCGAUAUUUCUCUAUUUUUGAAGUUUGUCAAAAAGGACGAUUCGAUAGUGAAAAUGUCUAAUAUUAUAUUUCCAAUAUUAGAAAGUAAUUUAACGCACAAUUGGGACAGGCAAUUUUUAAUUAAAUUGCACGACUUGCAUAAAAAUGAAAUUAUCACAUAUCUGAAAGAAAAUUCACAAGAGAAUUCUUGGAUUCAAGAAAAUGUUGUGGCUGUAAUUUAUUUAAUUGAAUCGACAUUUGAUUCACGAACGUGUGAGGAAAUUUGCAAUUCUAUUUUAGUAAAUGGCGAUAAACUUGUCAACGUUAAUAUAGAAUAUAUGCAAAUUAUCGACUGUUGUUUUGGAAAGAUGAAAAUGUAUAAAGAAUAUUUACAAGUUUUAAUACAUUUAAUGGCAUUGACAUUAAAAUUAUCGAAAAGUAAAACUACUUUGGCGAAGAAUAAAAGGAAAUUAAAUUUUCUUAGCCGAAAAUUAAUAACAACAGUUGAGAAUUUAAAGAAGAAUGAUGAAAAAUUCGUUUAUGAUGAACUGAGUAAAAAUCAUUUUUGGGCACAAUUCAUAAGAUUUUCUUUGGGUCAGUGCUUAAAAUUGACUGAUGAUGAACAAUUAUUUGAUAAUACACUUUUGUUUCGAGCCGUUAUUUCAAUUUGCAGUAUAGCAUACAAUGACAAUGGUAACGAAGAAUAUGUCACAACUAUUUUUGGAUUAGCAACAAGUCAUUCGGAAUAUGUCGAUAUUAUGUUGAGUUCUUCAAAUAUAAAAAGAUAUUUAGUAGAAUUGUUACUGAUCCUGAUACGAAAGAAUAAAAUAAUAAUGCUACCAAAUCAUGUUCCAUUUUAUUUAUCAGCGUACAAUGCAUCGCUCAGUGAAUGUGAUCAAAUUUUAUUACUGAUAUUGAAAGAAUACGAGAAUUCGAAUAUUGAUUUAUCAAAAUAUCGACCAUUUUUAUGGGGCAGUGCUGCAGCUUCACAUUACAGUGUUAAAACUGAUAUUGACAAUGCACUUUGGAAUCAACCGAAGACUUCGCAAAUUUUAGAUCUUUUUUUACCGGAAAUUGUCAAUAGUACAAUUACAAAAUUUCCUGUUCAACGAACUUUGAAGAAUGAUUCGCUGUGCACUCCAGAGGAUGUCUAUGAUCCUGCUUUUUAUUUGCCAGUAUUAUGCGAAUUGUUAUCUGUUCAUAAUCCAGUUGCUUAUCACAGAGUCACUCACAGUGGUGCUUUAGCUUUAAUGUUGAUUGCCGGCUGUAGUGAUUGCGAACAAAUUCGUCUAGCAUCGUUCACCGUUCUCUCGAGAUUUUAUUCUCAUUUGGAAAAUCCGGAUGUUGUCAGAUCGAACGAGAGUUUAUUGUGGGUUCGCUUUAUCGAUGCUCUGAGAAAUGGAAUCGUUGAAUUGGAAAUGUCUAUGAAAGAAGUGAGAUUAAAUGGAUUUGUCGCCACAUUUUUGGCACGUUCUUCAAUUGUUGGAACUCAACCUCUACAUCCACUUUAUUGGCCUUUGCAUAAAUUUUUCAUGGCUCGACCCGCAUUGAAAUUGAACAAAAUACCGGAAUUCAAAAAAUUAUUUUUCAGCACCGAAAUCGAUUACGAGGCGCAUCGUUCUUGGAUUUUGGAGGUGAUUCGCGAUGGAUUUCGUGUUGAAAACGAUUUGCAAAUUGCAAUCAACAGUUCGGUAUUUAACAUUCUUUUGAGCUUCUACGUCUCUUCUUUAUCGGACAAAGCAACAAGAAAAUUCAUCCUGGAAAUUAUAAAUUCAGUGGCGAAAUUACCGAAAUCUGCCUGUUCGCUCGUUAAUUAUUAUGGAAUUAUUCCUUGGCUGAAUGCAAUUACAGAGAGUCUUGAAUCUUCGGACAUUGAUUUUGUUCCAUUAUUGAUUGAUGUGGGAAAAAAUUUUUUCGACAGUUUCACAAAAAGAAAUAUGAAAGAUAAAUUUUCUCUUCUCACUUUUCUGCAAUUUCUACUUAAUCUCAAGUCUGUAAUGACAACUAAAAGUAUAACAAUUUCUUCUUUCGUCACUUACAUUGAUCUUGUGGAGAAAAUUUUGUCGCUUAAAGGUAUUUCUUUAUCGGAGAAGCACAUGAAUGAAUUAUUCGAAUUAGCUGAGAAUUUAUUGGGAAAUAUGGAAGAGUGUAAGAAUUUAUUAAUCUACGGAUCGGAAUUUGCUUCGAAAGAAGUUGACGAUUUAUUAGAAGACAAAAAUUUUGUUGCUCGCAAAUCAGUGAGAAAUUUGAUAUUAAGGUAUCAUUUUUCGAAAAUGAUUUUCAGUAAAAAUGUAAAUUAACUAAAUGAACUAUUUUUGUAUUGUGUUUUCUAAGAGUAAAAAAAAUUGAAAUUAA
Molecule: messenger RNA, 3289 nt
Organism: Leptopilina heterotoma
Lineage: Eukaryota; Metazoa; Arthropoda; Insecta; Hymenoptera; Figitidae
Exons: 8
Coding region: 1-3234 (1077 amino acids)
Biological process (GO): maturation of 5.8S rRNA from tricistronic rRNA transcript (SSU-rRNA, 5.8S rRNA, LSU-rRNA); maturation of LSU-rRNA from tricistronic rRNA transcript (SSU-rRNA, 5.8S rRNA, LSU-rRNA)
Cellular component (GO): nucleolus
Source: RefSeq, a predicted model, not a curated record